GGCAACUGAUUUUCUUCCCACGUAGAGACACUUCAGCUGCUUUUCAACUGUUUUCAGUCAUCUCGUCUUCACUUCCUUCAUCACCGUUCUGCAACGCCAUCGUUGUCGCCGCCGUUCACCUAAUUUUCAGUCUUAAUCUCCAACGAUGUCAGAAAUUGAGCCACCCUUUAGACGAAGGGAAAAGCUUCUCGAGAAGCAGAAGUAUUUCCAAAGCAUCCACAAACACACAUACCUGAAAGGACCAAUGGAUAAGAUCACAUCCGUUGCCAUUCCACUAGCUUUGGCUGGCACUGCAUUGUUUCUAAUUGGCCGAGGUAUCUAUAACAUGUCACAUGGAAUUGGAAAGAAAGAAUGAGGUAGCAGUUCUCUUCUGCUUUUGUUAGUGAUCAUAGUGUGUUUUCUCCCUUUUUUUUGUCUUGUGAAUUAUUGAGUUGAUCUUGCAAACCAUGCACAUUUUUAUGCAACAUGAUGAUCCUUUAUACCUCUGUUUGAAAGUGACACGGAUUUGACA
Messenger RNA from Mangifera indica (mango), 511 nucleotides. RefSeq lists its product as uncharacterized. The coding region runs from base 146 to 355 and encodes 69 amino acids. The record is from RefSeq and is a predicted model, not a curated record. The transcript is spliced from 3 exons. NCBI's taxonomy places the organism in Eukaryota, Viridiplantae, Streptophyta, Magnoliopsida, Sapindales, Anacardiaceae.